Molecule: messenger RNA, 1504 nt
Organism: Glycine soja
Lineage: Eukaryota; Viridiplantae; Streptophyta; Magnoliopsida; Fabales; Fabaceae
Exons: 4
Coding region: 187-723 (178 amino acids)
Cellular component (GO): mitochondrion
Source: RefSeq, a predicted model, not a curated record
AAACAAUCCUGACCUAGCAACUAUUGCAAGCAGGGAACUCUUCAAUUGUCUUGUUGGUUCCUUCAUUCGUCACGGAUUCACAGUUAUCAAUCAGCUCUCUAUCUCAUCCAACUCAUUUCUUCACUCUGAUUCUUGCCCCAAGCUGUAACUGUAACUGAUCCGCGGACCGUAAACCACAAGAGAGAAAUGGGAUCUGCUGGAGCCCUUAGGAACAUUGUUCGCUCUCUCUCAGUCGCAUCAUCAAGAGCUUUAUUGCCUCGAAUCUCCACCAAUGCUUCGAUGGCUCCAAUUUGUUUUGCUCUGCCAUCUCCCUGCAAACCUCCUCAACGGCUUCUUCCCCUUUGGAGUCACUUCCACAGCUUGACAGACACUCGCUUCCCCAAGAGACGACCCUCUGAAAGACCUCGUCGAAAGAGGGCCAGCUUGAGACCCUCUGGGCCUUAUGCUUGGGUUCAAUAUACACCUGGCCAACCGAUACUUCCGAACAAGCCUAAUGAAGGGAGUGUCAAAAGGAGAAAUGAGAAGAAACGCAUGAGGCAACGCCGUGCCUUUAUAUUGGCGGAAAGGAAGAAAAGGAAAGCUCAGCUGCAAGAGGCCAAUCGGAAGAAAAAUAUUCAGAGGGUAGAACGCAAAAUGGCUGCAGUUGCAAGGGAAAGGGAGUGGGCAGAAAGAUUGGCUGAGUUGCAGCGACUUGAGGAAGAGAAGAAAAAAUCUAUGGCUUGAAUUUGUUUAGGACCCUACCUGCAAUUGGUUAUACUGAUUAUGACCUCCUCUAACAACUGUUGUUACUUUAUUUUCAAUUUAUUUAGGACCCUACCUGCAGUUUUAAGCAUUUUUUUUUCCUGGAACAUGGAAGUUUGAAACUCCUCCGUACUUUCUCAAUACUAAAUUCCCUCCCCUGCCUAGAGAGAGUAAUGCUAAAUGCUUACCCUUUUUUCGAAGCAACAAAAAUGAAAGAAAUAAAAGAAACCGUCUGUCGUUAGAUCACUCUGCAUGUUAGCAAAUCUAACAGUCUAUAUUCAUGGGAGACUGUAUUCACCCCAAUUGUGGGUUUUGAUCCAUCUGAUAGAGGUUCAACGUUAGGCCCAAAGUAGGGUAGCACUCCAUACUGUCCGGUAAAUACUAAAUACUAUAAGGAAAGGAAAGGGUUAAUUAGGCAGAGACAAGGAGAAACCAUUGGGGGAGUUGGGAAUUAUGAGGAAUCUGUUGGGAAGAAUCAUGAGAAGAAGCCACGUUAGUAGAAGUGGUUUUGUUGUGAUCAACAGCAAUAUAAAGGAAGGUGGAAGGAAGGCAAAAGGGUAUCCUGGAUCUAUCAUCCUUUUUGGCAUGUGCUCGAGGCAAGUCUGACAUGCACGGAGUCUCUCCUGGUGAAUUCUUUCCUUGUUUUUGAAUCUAUUGUUCAAGUUCUAGUUAACUACUCAUCGUGGAACUUUCUUUGUUUAUAAGUAUCACCCCUUUGUAGGGAUUGUUAAUAAAUAACAGCAGAAAUUUUAUCCCAGCUCUA